CUGGGCAGCCAGCCCUCCCCUUCGCUCAGCUACACCGGCAGCUUCUUCAUCAAAGCAGUACCAGAGCAUCCCCAGGAUCAGGAAUCCCUCUUCAACCUGAUGUCGGGAAUCCUGGGCAUCUCCCCCUUCUCCUCCUCCGAGGGCCACCAAAGGCACCUGGAUGCUCCUUACCCCUGUCCCGAGGUGGCUCAGAGCCAGUUGGACCUUUACACCGCCUCCUGCCAACCCGAAAUGAACGGAUCCACCCAAACCCCUUUCCCGGAGCAGGAUUACAGCGGUUUCCCAACGACGGAGGGUCCUCAAGCCCUCCAGGCACAACCCACCUUGGGGAACACCUCCCAGUGCUUCUUCCAAAAAAAACUCCUGGACAACAAGCAGGACAUCAAGCUACCUUCUGGUUCCCCGCCUCUGGACAAGUUUAAACCUUCCUGUGCCCAGUGGGAGCCCAUCACCCCACAUCAAGCCUACUUGCCCACCGGCUACCAUUCUCCCGAAGCCUUCCCAGCUGGAGAGAGCAGCCAAGGGAUGUUCCACCCAUUGGGCUCCAAGAUGGAGAGCGUCUUGUCCGUCAGCUGCCCGUCGGAGCUGGGCAGCCUGGCAGAGGAUGCUGCCUGCUUCGGUGCCCAGCUGGGCUUCGGCUGCGAGCCAGAAAAUUUCCCAGCCCGCAGGGAUUUUGUCGACACCAAGAUCCACAACCUCCCUCCUGGGUUAAUGCCGGAGUUUGACACCUCCUUGGCCCAACCUGACGUCCUGCCGGGUUUGAUGAGUUCUGCUGAGCUUCUCCAUCCUCACCCCUCACCUUCUGUUCCCCCCACGGACUUUUUGGGCCACCCCAGCUCUUCCUCCAUCUCCUCCAUCCCUUCCCUGCUGCCUACCAACCCUCCCACCUUGGUGGAACCCAAGAAGAAGACUCGCCGGACCAAAUGUUCUUCUAAAUGUUUCUGCCCAAAACCCCACGAGAAAGCUUUCGCUUGCCCGGUGGAGAACUGCAUCCGGAGUUUCGCCCGCUCGGAUGAGCUCAAUAGGCACCUCCGCAUCCAUACGGGUCACAAACCCUUCCAGUGCCGCAUCUGCUUGAGGAACUUCAGCCGUAGCGACCACCUCACCACCCACAUCCGCACCCACACCGGCGAGAAACCUUUCUCCUGCGACACCUGUGGCCGCCGUUUCGCCCGAAGCGACGAGAAAAAACGACACAGCAAAGUCCACCUGAAGCAAAAAGCCCGCACGGAGGAAAAACUCAAAGGUUUGGGCUUCUUCUCAGUGGGUCUCGCCUUCGGGACAUUGUGA
Messenger RNA from Pterocles gutturalis (yellow-throated sandgrouse), 1290 nucleotides. It is a transcript of the gene EGR4, whose product is annotated as early growth response 4. Gene Ontology annotation, biological process: regulation of transcription by RNA polymerase II. The record is from RefSeq and is a predicted model, not a curated record. The annotation marks the transcript as partial. NCBI's taxonomy places the organism in Eukaryota, Metazoa, Chordata, Aves, Pterocliformes, Pteroclidae. The transcript has a single exon. Gene Ontology annotation, molecular function: DNA-binding transcription factor activity, RNA polymerase II-specific; RNA polymerase II cis-regulatory region sequence-specific DNA binding.